GCUGGACUAGAGAGCUCCUCUCCGCGGCCCGCCCGGACCUGCCGAAGCGAGCGAUGGACCACGAGCGACUGCGCCCGGGGAUGCCCCUCUGAAGCGACGCGGGGCACCGGGGCAGAGCGGCGCCGCCUCUCCCCUGCUCCCCGGAUCCCCUCGCACCUCCGGCUCGCUCCCCGCUCCCCCUCCCUCCUCCCCGGGCUCCGCAGCCACCCCCUCACCUGCUGCCGUCCCCCUCCCCCGUGGAGCCGGGCUCUCUCCGUGCACGCCAAGCCUGUUCCCCCCCCCCGCCGCCAACUUCGCCCUCGGUGCCUGCGCGUGCAGCCUCCCCCCUCCGCCUCCCCGGCGGCACACGCCGCUUCCCCGGGCGCCCCCUCCCUCCGCCGCGGCUCCCCCCCUGCGCGGAGCGGUUGCGGCCCCCCAGCUUGGCUGCCACCGCCCCCUCCGCGCCGCGGAGCGCUCGGAGCGGCGCUGCCUGCAGACGGGCUCCCUGCGGCGCUCCGGGGCGGCCCCCAGCUCGGCCCCCCGCUCCUCCGCCAUGGACGGGGCGGCUCGCCGGGGGGUGCUGGCCGCGCUGCUGGCCUGCGGGCUGCUCCUGCUGGGCGCCGCGGCCACCCCGACCCCGCCGGCCCCCGCCGGCGGCUCCCCGCAGGACACAUGCACCUCCUGCGGCUUCCGGCGGCCCGAGGAGCCGGGCAAGGUGGACGGGGAUUUCCUGGAGGCGGUGAAGAGGCACAUCCUGAGCCGGCUGCAGAUGCGGGACCGGCCCAACAUCACGCACGCCGUGCCCAAGGCGGCCAUGGUCACGGCGCUGCGCAAGCUGCACGCCGGCAAGGUGCGGGAGGACGGCCGCGUGGAGAUCCCCAGCCUGGACGGGCAGGCGAGCGCCGGGCCCCCGGCCCACGACCCGGUCUCCGAGAUCAUCAGCUUCGCCGAGACAGACGAUCUGGCCUCAUCUAGAGUCCGCCUCUAUUUCUUCAUCUCAAAUGAAGGGAACCAGAACUUGUUUGUCGUUCAAGCCAGCCUGUGGCUUUACUUGAAGCUGCUUCCAUAUGUCUUAGAGAAAGGCAGCAGGCGAAAAGUAAGAGUCAAAGUCUAUUUCCAAGACCCGGACACUAGCAACAAGUGGAAUGUGGUUGAAAAGAAAGUUGAUCUCAAAAGAAGUGGUUGGCACACUUUUCCCAUGACAGAGGCGAUCCAGGCUCUGUUUGAGAGAGGAGAAAGGAGACUGAACUUGGAUGUUCAAUGUGAGGGCUGUGAAGAGUAUUCAGUGCUGCCAAUUUAUGUGGACCCCGGGGAGGAAUCCCACCGGCCUUUUUUAGUGGUGCAAGCCCGCCUCGCUGAUAACAAACACAGGAUCCGGAAAAGAGGCCUGGAGUGCGAUGGCAGGACCAAUCUAUGUUGCAGGCAACAGUUUUACAUUGACUUUAGACUCAUUGGGUGGAAUGACUGGAUCAUAGCACCAUCAGGUUACUAUGGGAAUUACUGUGAAGGGAGCUGCCCGGCCUACUUGGCCGGUGUCCCGGGGUCGGCUUCCUCCUUUCACACCGCUGUCGUGAAUCAGUACCGAAUGCGGGGGCUGAACCCGGGCACCGUGAACUCCUGUUGCAUUCCAACCAAACUUAGCACAAUGUCAAUGCUGUACUUUGAUGAUGAAUACAACAUUGUGAAAAGGGACGUUCCCAAUAUGAUUGUGGAAGAAUGUGGUUGUGCUUGAUUUAAGGUGUGUUUUGGGGGGGGAGAGAGAGAGAGGGAGAGAGAGAGAGAAACAUUCCCGUACAAGAUGGUGUUGGAGGAAGUUUCACUGUGUAUCCAGGCAUCAGUGUUGGAAAGUCACUGUGGAAAAGUUUGACAAAAAAAAAAAAAAAAAAAAAAUAAUCAUUUCACUUUGGUGUCAGGACAGUGGCAGUUUGUGGAUCAUGGACACUUAUAUAUUCUAUCACUUAUAAGUUAAUGCUAUGAAAUAUCUUAAAGACACACACACACACGAAAUGUGGGCACGCACACAAACACGCGCUCAGACACACAGACACACACAGACACACACACCCGAGGCAGCUCAGAAAAGGGACAUGAGCACAGAAAGUCAGUGACCAGUGACGAUGGACCUAAAUGCCUGCCAGUACGAGUGAACGGCUGAGCAGCUGUUUCCCCGCCUGCCGGCAAAGCCAGACCGAAAUGAGCUCCCUUUGCUCAGGCAAAAGCACAGACUGUGAGAACACAACGUAUUCUUGCACGCAGGUGUCAAAAUGACCAAACUUAGA
Molecule: messenger RNA, 2258 nt
Organism: Camarhynchus parvulus
Lineage: Eukaryota; Metazoa; Chordata; Aves; Passeriformes; Thraupidae
Gene: INHBB
Product: inhibin subunit beta B
Exons: 2
Coding region: 533-1711 (392 amino acids)
Biological process (GO): BMP signaling pathway; SMAD protein signal transduction
Cellular component (GO): extracellular region
Molecular function (GO): cytokine activity; growth factor activity
Source: RefSeq, a predicted model, not a curated record